Messenger RNA from Coregonus sp. 'balchen', 287 nucleotides. Lineage: Eukaryota; Metazoa; Chordata; Actinopteri; Salmoniformes; Salmonidae. The record is from the annotation of a GenBank genome assembly.
AUGGCCACAUCUACUGCAGAGCUGCUUCUGGCCACUCUGACAGAGCUGGAUAAAGAUGAAUUGAAGACAUUUAAAUGGUACCUUAAGCAGCCUGAUGGGUUUAUCUCCCAGUUGGGCCUUCUCUCCCAUCCCCAAAAUGCCAGUUAGAGGGUGCUGGCAGAGAGGACAUUGUGGACAAGAUGGUGGAGACCUACAGCUAUGUGACCACUCUGGAUAUCUCACUGGAGAUCCUGAGGAAGAUGAAACUCAACAAUCUAGCUGAGAAGUUAAUGACAGACUGUAAAAAA